This is a messenger RNA of Artibeus jamaicensis (Jamaican fruit-eating bat), 1907 nucleotides long. It is a transcript of the gene DYNLT4, whose product is annotated as dynein light chain Tctex-type 4. Gene Ontology annotation, molecular function: dynein intermediate chain binding. The coding region runs from base 1248 to 1907 and encodes 219 amino acids. NCBI's taxonomy places the organism in Eukaryota, Metazoa, Chordata, Mammalia, Chiroptera, Phyllostomidae. Gene Ontology annotation, biological process: microtubule-based movement. Gene Ontology annotation, cellular component: cytoplasmic dynein complex; cytoplasm. The record is from RefSeq and is a predicted model, not a curated record. The transcript is spliced from 2 exons.
AGGAGUGCUCACCCAGCAACCCGUGACAACUUCACAACACAGGCCAGAGGCCCUUGCCCAGGGAAAGCCCUGGGCAGUUUUCAGGGCCCAGACAGAGCUUAUUUGGGAGGGGACAGUCCUGUGUCUCCCAGAGAGGGGUCAGGUGAGGAGGUGUCAUGCUCUGACAAAGGAGUCAUAGCCACUGGAAUUCCCGAAAUGCAACACAAGAGGUGGCAGGCUGCGGAGAAGCCUCAGAGUUCUUGGGUCAGCAGGAGUCAGGAGCCCGGAAGCCCAGUUGAGUGCAGUGCAGCCCCUCCACCCCGCCCUCCCUGGUGCAGAGGGAGCCUUGAGUUCAGGAAAUCAGCCAAGCUCCACCCUAGCUGCACCGGGAGCGGAAAUGUUUGCUCUUGUUUAGACGGAAGGAAGGAGAGCCGAUAGAGUCAUGGAGAGUCCCGAUGCGCUGCUUCUUGUGGGCCCAGAUCCUGAUUCCAGAGCAGCCGCCCCCACAGCCUCAACAUCUCCCCAUCUCUCAGGCCUCACACUUACACUCAAGUGAAGAGUGAGGAGCCCUUCUCAUGGGGAGAAAUGGACAGUGGCUUAAAAACACUGGGGUAGGGAUACCUUUCUGAUCAGAGCCCGCUCUAUGUUGCUGCCUCAGUUGUCCUUGUCAUGGUAGAUUGUUCCUGGGCUCCAAGCCUCUGUUGUCCCCCCCCUCCCCCAUGACUCAGGCACCCUGUACUCAGCACGUGUUCCCCUUACGGGGAGGUUAACACUCCCAUGUUAAGCCAGAGGCAGGACCAAGGGAGGGGACUAGGGAGGGAGGAGUGUUUGCCUGGCAACCCAUGGCAACUCCACAACACAGGCCAGGGGCCCUUAUUUUCCCACCUGCGGGUCAGGCCAGCCAGGCUGCAGGUGACUCAGGGUGCCUGCGGGAGUUUCAGGAGAAGGCAGCCAUCCCAGAACUGACUGUGGAGGUAGGGCCAGAGCCCAAGUGCAAAGGGUGGAAGGAGCUUCCUGAGUCAUCUGCCUCCAGCCUCAGCCAGCUAUGGGGAGAAAUUUGUGCCCACCAACGCAAGCACAGCCCUUAACCCCCUAAGCACCUGGGACUCCACUCAGCCCCGGACUGUUUGAUUUACCCGUCUCAAAAACACAGGUAAGAAGGGGUUAGCAGAGAAAAACCCUUGUUACUGAGUAAGCAACUGGGUGGUACUCAAAGAUGGCAAGUGAAAGCCGCCCAAUCCAAUUGUGGGUCCUCAGCCAGCAGGUUGAUGGCUGGCCGGCCUGUGCCCCUAGGACGCCAGGAGGAGGAGGCAGCCAAAGACCUCGGGUUGAAACUGUCAUUGGUGAGGGCUCCAGGCCACAUGCCCAGCAUUGAUGAGGCUCGACCAGCCGGUCUGGGCCCAGCCUCCCGCCGUGGCUCCGUGCUUGGUCUGGCCACCUCCUUUUCCCGCCGCAACUCACUGGCUGGACCAGGCAUGGGUCCUGGGGGUAGGCGACCAUCCUUGGGCCCAGUGCCUCCUUUAGGCUCACGGGUCAGCUUCUUGGGGUUGCCCCUGGCCCUUCCCCGGAGGAUGGCCCCCUCCUACCGCACUGAGCCAGCGCCUGGGGAGCGCUGGGAGGCCGCUCAAGCACAACGUGCCCUGGAGGAAGCGCUGGCCGCGGGACUGAGAGACAAAUGCUACUCUGGUACCAAGGGCGGGCUGCUGGCUCGUGAGCUGUGCGAACUGGUGCACAUCCGCCUGAAAGAGCUCAGCCCGCCGCGCUACAAGCUGGUGUGCAACGUCGUGCUGGGGCAGCACACCGGCCAGGAUGUGCGUGUGGUCAGCCGCGCGCUCUGGGAUGCAGCACAUGAUGGCCUGGCCUCUGCCACCUUCACCAACGCCUCGCUCUUUGCAGUGGCCACGGUCCACGGGCUCUACUACGAGUGA